This is a messenger RNA of Harpegnathos saltator (Jerdon's jumping ant), 1873 nucleotides long. RefSeq names its product vacuolar H+ ATP synthase 16 kDa proteolipid subunit (gene Vha16). The record is from RefSeq and is a predicted model, not a curated record. Bases 197 to 670 code for a protein of 157 amino acids. The transcript is spliced from 3 exons. NCBI's taxonomy places the organism in Eukaryota, Metazoa, Arthropoda, Insecta, Hymenoptera, Formicidae. Gene Ontology annotation, cellular component: proton-transporting V-type ATPase, V0 domain. Gene Ontology annotation, biological process: proton transmembrane transport. Gene Ontology annotation, molecular function: proton-transporting ATPase activity, rotational mechanism.
GCGCUCGUCACUCAUCACAUGACCCGUGCCCGUGCCCACUGUGCCCCGGUAGGCCAUAUUUGACAGUGGCCACUAGUUUAGCGAAGUGAGUGAGCGUGAAGAUUGCUCGUACGUUCGACGUUCCGCGCGACGAUCGGCAACCUGUAAAUACAACCGCGACCGACCGGACCGCCGAGCCGCGACCAAUCCAGCCACAAUGAGCGCGCCAACGGAAGAUGCCCCGAUAUACGCGCCGUUCUUCGGCGUUAUGGGCGCCGCCUCUGCCAUCAUAUUCUCCGCCCUGGGAGCGGCGUAUGGCACAGCGAAAGCCGGCACAGGAAUCGCGGCGAUGUCCGUGAUGAGGCCAGAGCUGAUCAUGAAAUCCAUCAUUCCUGUUGUCAUGGCGGGUAUCAUCGCCAUUUACGGCCUCGUGGUGGCCGUCCUCAUCGCGGGCUCUCUCGAAAAAGGCACAUAUAAGCUGUUUACGGGUUUCGCCCAUCUGGGUGCUGGUCUCGCCGUGGGCUUCUCUGGUCUAGCAGCCGGCUUCGCCAUCGGCAUCGUCGGCGACGCCGGUGUGAGAGGCACCGCGCAGCAACCUCGUCUCUUCGUCGGCAUGAUCCUGAUACUGAUCUUCGCCGAAGUGUUAGGUCUCUACGGUCUGAUCGUCGCCAUCUACUUGUACACCAAGUAAACGGUCAGUAGCGGCGUCUCUACCUGCCCAUGGCUCCAUGCAAGACAUGUCGCCUGUAACCAACAGCGCUCCCGACUCUAUUAUAAUGCUACAACCAACUUGUUUUGACAUUUUACUUAAAAUCACGUUACUCCAUGAUGCAUACCAUACAUACAUUUUACCUUAUCUACCUAUCUACCUACCGAAAAAAAUGGAAAAAAAAAGAGAUAAGAGAAGACACACGUGUAUACACAAACAAACACAUACAUACACACACUCAUCGGCUCAUCCCCGCGCAUCCUUCUUGGAAUAUCGUAAACUCGAAGUCGAUCUAUCUUAGCCCGAGCAUUUAACCACACCGCGCAUUACUCAUCUUACGAAUCGCAUAAUCACGUUUAUUGGAAGGUGCUGCGCGAUCGGCGAGAAAUGCCCGCCCGCUUGACUAAAUUUACCGCUCGAGUUUGAGACACGACGCGCGCGUCCUGACGCUCGCAGCGUUAUGAGGGAGCGAUGAUUGUAUAGCCAAAAAUGAGAAGAAAAAGAACGGCAAAAACGGGCGACAGGGGAAUGGAUACGUAUGUAGAGAGAAAGGAGAGAGAAAGAGAGAGAGAGAGAGAGAGAGAGAGAGAAAAAUAGAGAUCUCCCAUUUAAUCCCAUGCCGAACAUUUCUCUUUCACUGUAUAGUAAUCAUUUGUAGUGUAGUAACGAGACAUUGAAUUAACAGUUGAAGUUAAUCGGCUCUACUGAGUGUAUAAAGAGAUAAAAAACAUGUUAUUGAUAACAAAAAUAUUUAGCACAAUUAUAUACAUAUACAUAUUAAAAUGCAAUCGAAGCGGCAAGCAUAGGCAGUAAACGAAAGAGAGAGAGAGAGAGAGAGAGAGAGAGAGAGAGAGAGAGAGUGUGAGUGAGCGAACAAAAGAGAAAAAGUAAAAAAAUUAUAUCAUCGGAAUAAAAGUACACAAAUGUAGGCGACACACCAUUUGCGUGUGGUAAAACAGCGUAAUAUUCACAAAAAGAAAGAGAGAGAGAGAGAGAGAGUGAGUGAAUGAGAUUUGCAUCCCGGGUAAGAUCUCGCGUGAAUACAAAUAUUAAUACAACGUCGAAAAUCGAUCGACGAAAAACGGUAUGGUGGAUGAGAUCUUAGUAAAAGGGAAAGUGGAUAUAAAGAAAGAGAGAGAGAGAGAGAGAGGUAUGAAUGCGAAUAGUUAAUCAGUGAAUACACAC